Messenger RNA from Apis cerana (Asiatic honeybee), 1705 nucleotides. RefSeq names its product uroporphyrinogen decarboxylase (gene Urod). Gene Ontology annotation, biological process: heme biosynthetic process. The record is from RefSeq and is a predicted model, not a curated record. NCBI's taxonomy places the organism in Eukaryota, Metazoa, Arthropoda, Insecta, Hymenoptera, Apidae. Gene Ontology annotation, cellular component: cytosol. Gene Ontology annotation, molecular function: uroporphyrinogen decarboxylase activity.
AGUAGAUGUACGUUUUAUCAUCGUAUCGUAUCGUAUUGAAUGAAUAAUAUAAAACGGAUAAACGAAUAUUUUUAUAUCAUGCAAUGAAUUUUUUUUAAUUUUUUUUAAUAUAAUGAAAUUUUUUAUCGUUAAGUGAUCAGCAUAAACAAUAAUAUUUUAUAAAAAUAAAUAAAUUUAAAAAUAAUUUAAAAUUUUGUACCAAAAAAAUCAAUAAAUUUAUAAAUAACAGAUUUAUAACUAUGUUCAUGGUCUAGAGUAAAAGUGCAAUUCAUACUAGAGUAUUUUAUUAUCAUUUUUAAUAUAUUUACAUAAAUGAUACAAAAAAGUUUAUUAAAGAAUUUAAGAUAAAAUAUUCUAUUUUAUAUAUAUAUAUAUAUACAUAUUUUAUAUAUAUAUAUAUAUAUACAUAUAGAUAUAUAGAUUCUAUAGAUAUAUAUAUCUAAUAAUUUUAUAUUUUAAAAAUAAGAAUUUUAAGAAAAUUCGAAAUAAAAAAUAUUUUAAAAAGUGCAAAAUUCAUUUCAUAUAAGCUUAUUGUUAUAUUAUUGUUUUUAUAUUUUUUUAAAUACUUUUUAUAAUAAUGACACAAAUAAAAUUUCCACCAUUAAAAAAUGAUCUGAUUUUAAAAACUAUAAGAGGAGAACCUACAGAACGUAUUCCUAUAUGGAUAAUGCGUCAAGCUGGGAGAUAUCUUCCAGAAUUUCAAGAGAUCAGAUCAAAAUAUGAUUUUUUCUCUAUUUGUCAAACACCUACAUUAGCUUGUGAAGUAACUUUACAACCUAUAAAACGAUUUGAUUUAGAUGCUGGUAUUAUCUUUUCUGAUAUCUUAGUUAUUCCACAAGCAAUGGGUUUAACUGUUGAUAUGAUUCCUGGAAUGGGACCAGUUUUACCCAAACCAUUAAAAGAUCCAACAGAUUUGGUUAGAUUAAUUCAACCAAAUGUAGAAAAGGAUUUAAAAUAUGUAGGAGAUGCUAUAACUUUAACAAGAUAUAAACUAGAAGGAAAAGUACCCUUAAUUGGAUUUACAGGCGCAGCAUGGACAUUAAUGAGCUACAUGAUCCAAGGUGGAGGUAGUUCAACAAUGAUAAGGGCACGAGAAUGGUUAUAUAAAUAUCCAAAUGAGUCUCAUAAACUUUUACAACUUAUUACAAAUGUCAUAAUAGAUUAUCUUGUAAUGCAAGUAAAAGCUGGAGCACAGUUAUUGCAAGUAUUUGAAAGUCAUAGUGAUUUCCUUAAUGAUGAAUUAUUUGAAAAUUAUUCAUUUAAAUAUUUAAAAGAAAUUAGUGAGAAAGUCAGACAGCGUCUAAAAAAAGAAAAUAUUCCUGAAGUACCAAUGAUUGCUUUUCCUAAAGGUGCAACUAUAAAUUCCUUGGAACUGUUAGCAAAAUCUAAAACUUAUGAAGUAUUAGGUUUAGAUUGGACAAUUGAUCCUAUAGAAGCAAGAAAAAAAUUUGGUUCUGAAAUUAUUUUGCAAGGAAAUUUUGAUCCAUGUGCACUAUAUGGUUCUGAGCAAGAAAUAAUCAGUCGUGCACAAGAUAUGGCAUUGAAAUUUGGUAAAAUUCGAUAUAUAGCAAAUUUGGGACAUGGAAUUUUACCAGAUACACCAAUUGCAUCAGUUACUGCUUUUAUCGAAGGAAUUCAUUCAAUAUAAUUUAUUUAUUUGUGUAUUUAUUAUAAAAUUUAUAAUAAAAUACUGUUGAUAUAUUUA